This is a messenger RNA of Hevea brasiliensis (rubber tree), 2410 nucleotides long. RefSeq names its product pentatricopeptide repeat-containing protein At1g26460, mitochondrial. Gene Ontology annotation, molecular function: protein binding. NCBI's taxonomy places the organism in Eukaryota, Viridiplantae, Streptophyta, Magnoliopsida, Malpighiales, Euphorbiaceae. The transcript is spliced from 6 exons. Bases 82 to 1944 code for a protein of 620 amino acids. The record is from RefSeq and is a predicted model, not a curated record.
CCCUCUAUGCUAAGCUUACCAUUUCCCACGCAGAGAUGCCAUGCCUGAUAAACCCUAAUCAGAACCUCACAUAGGUCAUCAAUGGCGUAUAAAAUGGGAAUCCUUACACGAAACAAAAUCAUAAUCAAAACCUUUAGCUCCAUCAAAUCCAUCUCCACCUUCACCUUCCUCUCUCAAGAACCCCAACUUGCUACCGAGCCAACCCACUCCGAUCCUAUCCCCCCCACCACCACCACUCGUUUACCUCCAAACCCAGCCUUCGGCAGUCCACUCUACAAUGAGAACUUGCGCAACCCAAUCCCAAACUCAUCCCCUGGUGGUCAGUCUCUAAUUAAUUUCGGCUUCCUCCAGCAAACGCUAGCUGGUCGCAUCCGGUCCAUGUCUCAAAAUCUCGACCUCAAUGAUCUGUUGAAUGUGUUCGCGGAUUGGAUGAGCUCGCAGCGAUGGCCUGAUGUGAAACAACUGUUUGAGUUCUGGAUAAGGUCGCUGGACAAAAAUGGCAAGCCUAAUAAGUCUGAUGUCAAUUUGUAUAAUCAUUAUUUGAGAGCAAAUUUGAUGAUGGGAGCUACUGCUGGGGAUAUGUUGGACUUGGUUGCUCGGAUGGAGGAGUAUGGUUUGUUGCCUAACACAGCUUCCUUCAAUUUGGUGCUCAAAGCCAUGUACCAGGCCAGAGAGACUAAGGCUGCCGAGAAGUUGGUCCAAAGGAUGGAGCAGACAGGGAAUGAUUCUCAGCCUGAUGAUGAGUCAUAUGAUUUGGUUAUUGAAAUCCUCUUCUUGACAGAACAAAUUGAUGUUGCCUUGAAAUAUAUAGAUAAGAGUUUGAAAUAUGGUUAUACGUUAUCAGUGAGAGUGUUUAAUGAUUGUGUAAACAGUUGUGUUAAUAAAGGCAGACUGGAUGCGUUGGUGUUGAUAAUUGAAAAGUGCAAGACAAUGGAUCAGAACAAAGCUUUCUGUCCAACUUGGACCACGUGCAACUUUAUUGCAGAAGCUGCAAUGAGAGAGGAUAAUAACAAGUUAGCAUAUUAUGCCUUAGAAUUUAUGGCCAAAUGGAUUGCCAGGGGUGAGAAUACUAGGCCUGCUGUUCUUCUUUCUGCAGAUGAAGGGCUGGUUGUAUCUGCACUUGGAACUGCUGGCAGGACCUACAGUUCUACUCUCUUGGAUGCAUCAUGCAAAAUUCUUCACCAAUCAUUACGUGAAAAAAAGACACCUAACCCAGAAUCUUAUAUUGGGAAAAUAUAUGCCUAUGCAUCACUGGGGAAUCUACAGAAGGCAUUUAGUACUCUGCGUGAAUUUGAGUCUGCUUAUGGGAGUUCUUCUGGCAAAGAAGCUGAAGAAGAACUGUUCUCACCAUUUACUUCUCUAUAUCCUAUGGUUGUGGCAUGCUCAAAGAAAGGUUUUGAGACUCUGGACUCGGUAUAUUUUCAGCUGGGGAAUUUGAGCUGUGCAGAACAUCCAUACAAGUCUGUUGCUGCUCUUAAUUGUAUAGUUUUAGGUUGUGCAAAUAUAUGGGACCUUGACCGUGCCUAUCAAACUUUUGAGGCGAUUGGCUCUUCUUUUGGAUUGACCCCUGAUAUUCAUUCAUACAAUGCUCUUAUGUAUGCCUUUGGAAGGCUUAAGAAGACAUUUGAGGCUACAAGGUUGUUUGAUCACAUGGUAACUUUAGGUAUCAAACCCAACUCAACAUCAUAUUCAUUGCUUGUUGAUGUUCAUCUCAUCAAUCGAGAUGCAAAAUCUGCUCUCUCUGUAAUUGACGAGAUGGUGUCUGUCGGAUUUAUCCCCUCAAAGGAAACACUAAGGAAGGUCAGAAGGCGUUGUGUUCGUGAGAUGGACUAUGACAGUGAUGCUUGUGUGGACUCCUUGACUAAAAAGUUCAAAAUUCGAAUGGGUCUUGAGAAUCGUAGGGACAUCCUAUUCAAUCUUGAGUAUGGCACUGAUUAUGCUUGAUAGGUAAAAGUCUGAUGAAAGAAAUCUUGUUGAAAUACUGCACGAAGUUUUCGAAAGGGCUAUACUGGUGUUUGCUCAGGUUCCAUGAGAUGAAAUAUCUACCCCUUGGUAAUCUGUUGCCUUGAUUUACGUUUUGUUUGGAUUGGAUGGGGGUGAGUGAAGGGUAAAUAAGAGUAAGGAGUAGUAAGUAACUAUUAUACUUUUUGUUUUGGAAGAGAUGAGUUAGUGAAGGGUAAGAGUAAGUAAGGGUUAGGCUUACCUUCCUUUCCUUUCCUUGCUCCUUAAAUUCUAGUUUUUCUUACACCCCAAAUUGAGAUGUAAGCAGAAGGAGGUAAAAGUUAAAAAUUAUUUUAUUUUUAAUUUUUCUAUUGUGUCCUUAAUUUUUUAUUAAAAAUCUAAUUAUACUCAUUAAAAGUAAACUUAACUUACCAGUACAAAUAAAUGUCUUCUCUUUCAAAUUGCUGUA